Chinchilla lanigera (long-tailed chinchilla) is the source of this 1204-nucleotide messenger RNA. RefSeq names its product hes family bHLH transcription factor 7 (gene Hes7). Gene Ontology annotation, molecular function: protein dimerization activity; RNA polymerase II cis-regulatory region sequence-specific DNA binding; DNA-binding transcription factor activity, RNA polymerase II-specific. The coding region runs from base 5 to 664 and encodes 219 amino acids. The record is from RefSeq and is a predicted model, not a curated record. The transcript is spliced from 4 exons. Gene Ontology annotation, biological process: regulation of transcription by RNA polymerase II; regulation of neurogenesis; anterior/posterior pattern specification. NCBI's taxonomy places the organism in Eukaryota, Metazoa, Chordata, Mammalia, Rodentia, Chinchillidae. Gene Ontology annotation, cellular component: nucleus.
AGCAAUGGUCACCCGAGAUAGAGCUGAGAAUAGGGACGGCCCCAAGAUGCUGAAGCCGCUAGUGGAGAAGCGGCGCCGGGACCGCAUCAACCGCAGCCUGGAAGAGCUACGGCUGCUGCUGCUGGAGCGGACCCGGGACCAGAACCUCCGGAACCCGAAGUUGGAGAAAGCAGAGAUACUGGAGUUCGCCGUGGGCUACUUGAGGGAGCGAAGCCGGGUGGAGCCCCCGGGGGUUCCCCGGUCCCCAGUCCAGGACGCCGAGGCGCUCGCCAGCUGCUACUUGUCCGGCUUCCGCGAAUGCCUGCUCCGCUUGGCAGCCUUCGCGCACGACGCCAGCCCGGCCGCCCGCGCCCAGCUCUUCUCCGCGCUGCACGGCUACCUGCGCCCCAAACCGCCUCGGCCGGAGCCCGUAGAUCCGAGGCCCCCAAUGUCGCGUCCACCGCUGGACCCCGCCACACCAGCUCUUGGCCCCGCGCUGCACCAGGGCCCCCCUAGCCCGCGCUGCGCUUGGUCCCCAUCCCUCUGCUCCCCUAGCGCCUGGGAUUCUGGCGCGCCGGCGCCCCUCACCGGACUGCUGCCGCCGCCGCCGCCGCCUUACAGACAAGACGGGGCUCCCAAGGCCCCGCCGCUCCCGCCGCCCGCUUUCUGGAGACCUUGGCCCUGAGCUCAGGGGGGAUGGGGGCGGGAGCGGGGGCUGGGAGUGGGGUAGAGACUCCAGCCCGAGGGCAGCAGAGGGAUCCGGGCGUCCGGGCGAGGUGUUGGGGAGGGCAGCGGGGCGCGGGGGCUCAGCGCGUGGGUGAGAUGUGGUCUAUAUUAGAGUAUCUAUAUAAAUAUAUAUUCCCUGAUUCCUGUCCCUUUUCCCCGACCCCCUCCACCCUGCUUCUAGGAUUGUACCCUCUGCUCCAGCUCAGUCCUAGUCCUUUCCCAAGUCCCUAGUGCAUGGAAUAAAGUGGUUAUUAAAUCCCCGUGUGUCCCGGAGCCAGGGCCCUGCCUUUAUCUCGGCGUCCACGCCCACUUUCCCUUCCUUUCUGUCUUCUACCCGUAGUCCUGCUCUCCAUGGCCCAAGUCCCAGGGCAAACAGGUAAGUAAAGAGAGCAGAGCAGAGACUAAGGUUAGGUCUGAAACCAAGUGGGAAGCGCAGAGAUAGGGUAGGGGAAAAGAGAUGGGCCUUUAAGAAAAGCCAGGUAAAAAGGAAAGAAAGGAA